AUGGAGCCAUUUUAAUUAGCACAGGAUGUUGACCUAGCAGCCAUAAGGAAGUGUGUAGACACCAAAACCAGUAUCUGUAACUUUACUUAUAAAUACAAUUACAUUAAGCAAAUGUAAAAAUACUUUUGCAUUAUCAUAAUACAAUUUAAAAAAUCUAUUUGGUUGGAAUAAUCACGCAAGAUGGAUACAGGGAAUUGUGGGUUUGGCAUACUACUGAUGUCAGUGAUUUCUGCUACUCUUGGAUUGCAAGUUAGUAUUCCACAACCCACAUAUGAAGUUGCUCGAGGUGACGAAGUGAUCAUAACGUGCAGUUUUCAGCCUAAAAAUCCUGUGAAUCGACUCAUUGUCGUCUCAUGGACUGGUGAACCUGACGGGUCAUUUGAUGAUGAAGGGAUUUCUUUUGGGACCUUCUAUUCUGAUGAUAACCAUGUAGAUAUCAAUGCCAUGUAUGAAGGCAAAGCCUUUAUUGAAACUGAUGUGAAUACAAAAGAGUCCAAAUUAAUGCUGAAGCAAGUCACUUUGCGAGAGAGCAGACGGAUCAGAUGUCUUCUUCAGAUUCCUGGUGAUACAGAGGGACAAACAUCAGAUUCAACUUCUCUUGUGGUCCUGGUGGCACCAUCAGAUCCUGUUUGUAAGAUUAAAGGCACUGCAGAGUACGGACAAAACAUCAGCUUGACCUGUGUUUCUGAAGAGGGCUCCCCAGCUCCCACAUAUCAGUGGCAGAGCUAUGAUGUCAAAAACAUCCCAAGACCACUUCCACCCAAAACCACUGAGAAGGAUGGAGUGCUUUCUCUGUUCAAUGUAUCCAGGGACACAUCAGGUUACUUCAUCUGCACAUCAGCAAAUAAGAUUCGCUCUGCAAAGUGCAACCUCACCUUGUCGGUCAUGCCAUCUACAUUUAAAUUUGGAGCUACAGCAGGAAUCAUUGGAGGCUGUGUUGCUGGAGUCGCAGUGCUUGUACUAAUAAUUUACUGCUGCUGUAGAAACAAGAGGCAGGCAGAGGAAUUUGCCAUGGAACCACCAGUGAUAGAAUACCAUGAUGUUCCAAAGCAAGAGAAGCAAGAAGAUGGUUCUGGAGUUGUAAGGAAGACUAGCAUUGAAGGCUGUAUUGACCUGAGAGGGAGAUAUGAGACUGAAAAGGACAGUGAGAGGCAUAAUGAUCGCAGGGACAUUUACAGUAGAGGUCGUAACGAAGGCCGCCAAGAACGUUAUGAUGACCGCAAACCUUAUAACAAUGACCAGCAGAAUCACUAUAAUGAUCGCAGAAGUCAAUAUGAUGAUCUCAGAGAUCAAUAUGGUGAUGAUCGGAAAAAUCCAUAUGAUAGCCGCAAGGAUUGUUUCAGUGAUCGGCAGGAUCGCUAUGGCGAUCAAAGGGAGCGUUACGAUGAUCGUCAGGAUCAUUCCGAUGAUCACAAAGAUCGUUACAAAGAUCGAGAAGAUUUCUCUGAUGAUCAAAGAGAUCGUUAUGGUAAUCAAAAAGAACAUUAUAGUGGUCCCAGAGAUAGUUACGAUAACAUCCAUGAUAGUUAUGAUAGUGGCAGAGAUAACUACCGCCAGAACCGCUAUGAUGAUGACAGAAGUAGUUUUGAUGACCGCAGACAAGAUUAUGAUGAUCGCCAGGGUCGCUAUGAUAACCACAGAUACCGUUAUCGUGAUCACCAGGAUGACUAUAAUGACCACAAAGAUCGUUAUGAGCGCCAAGGUCAACGUACUGAUCGACAUGAUUAUUAGGAUGGUUGUUGCCUUUUUGUCCUUUACAGUGACCAAGGAAAUUUAUGCAGAGGCCUAUAAUGGGUAAUUGUAAAAAUGAUACACAUUUACGCAUUUACUUUGGAAGACUGUAGUUUACAUUUGAUUGAUUUAAGGUAUUUUAAUAACUGUUCAAUGUCAUGUAUCAAAUGGCAUUAUAAAAGUGGUCUAUAAUUUUAUAUGGAUAAACUUUUAAUGUCACUUUAUUUUUGUCUAAUUAUUAGAUGAACAAUGAUGUAGUUGCUAUAUAUUCAUUCACUGUUGUACCCCACUAUGAAGAAUAUACUGUAUAGUCUUCGAUAUUUAUAUAUUAUUAUAUAUUGCUAUAUAUUACUAGUUUUAUAUAUAUAUAUAUAUAUAUAUAUAUAUAUAUAUAUAUAUAUAUAUAUAUAUAUAUAUAUAUAUAUAUAUAUAUAAAAGGAAAAAUGCCCCAUUUAAAUAGUGUGUAUUGUACGUUAUUAUUAUUAUUAUUAUUAUUAUUAUUAUUAUUAUUAUUAGCAACAAUUAUGUUAACAAAAAUAGUAAGAAUCUGUGCAGCCCUGUCAAUCAAACUUCAAGUGCAAUUAAAAAAGUAUUUUGCAUAAAUUAUUUGAAUGCAUUAACCUAACGACAACACCUCUGAUUAUAUUUUCCUUGUUGGAUGCUCUUAUCUUCGAAGAUAGGUAGUGUCCAUAACGCGAUACAUUUUUCGUUUCGUUUUUAUACCGUCUCCCACAUUCAGCUUGUUAAAUAAAUAAAGUUUACGAUUGUUUAAA
This is a messenger RNA of Tachysurus fulvidraco (yellow catfish), 2504 nucleotides long. RefSeq names its product glycoprotein A33 (transmembrane), paralog b (gene gpa33b). The coding region runs from base 181 to 1731 and encodes 516 amino acids. Gene Ontology annotation, cellular component: plasma membrane. The transcript has 7 exons. The record is from RefSeq and is a predicted model, not a curated record. NCBI's taxonomy places the organism in Eukaryota, Metazoa, Chordata, Actinopteri, Siluriformes, Bagridae.